GUAGAUGAGCUCGACACUCAAGAACCAUAGCAGCUUCAAGUGACCACAGACAGCACCUGUUUGCUAUAGUUGACAAGGAGUGGGAAUAGAGGGAAAAGAGAAAAAAGAAAAGAGAUUUUGUUUCCUCUCAGAAAACUAAUGGUCCAAGUGAAAACACAAACACAAGAAUGGAUACUAAUGAGGACCCUGAUGAAGACCAUCUUACAAGUUAUGAUAUUCAGCUAAGUAUUCAAGAAUCCAUUGAAGCCAGCAAGACUGCACUUUAUCCUGAAAGAUUUGUACCCCUAAGUGGUCAAAACAGAAAACUUGUGGAGGCCAUAAAACAAGGUCACAUUCUUGAGCUCCAGGAGUAUGUAAAAUAUAAAUAUGCAAUGGAUGAAGCUGAUGAAAAAGGAUGGUUUCCAUUACACGAAGCUGUUGUUCAACCCAUUCAACAAAUACUUGAGAUUGUUCUGGAUGCAUCCUAUAAGACACUCUGGGAGUUCAAGACCUGUGAUGGAGAAACACCCUUGACUUUGGCAGUCAAAGCUGGUCUGGUGAAAAAUGUAAGAACUUUGUUAGAAAAGGGAGUGUGGCCCAACACAAAAAAUGACAAAGGAGAGACCCCCCUUCUGAUUGCUGUCAAAAAGGGCUCCUAUGAUAUGGUAUCAACUCUGAUCAAACACAACACGAGUCUGGACCAGCCCUGUGUCAAGCGAUGGUCAGCAAUGCAUGAAGCAGCCAAGCAAGGCCGAAAAGAUAUCAUAUCUCUGCUGCUAAAACACGGAGGCAAUGUCCACCUGAGAGAUGGAUUUGGAGUCACACCAUUAGGCGUUGCUGCCGAAUAUGGUCACUGUGAUGUGUUAGAACAUCUAAUCCACAAAGGUGGUGAUGUGCUUGCUUUGGCGGAUGAUGGGGCGUCGGUGAUGUUUGAGGCAGCAGGAGGUGGCAAUCCCGACUGCAUUUCCCUCCUGCUGGAAUAUGGAGGAAGCGGAAAUGUACCUAAUCGAGCAGGGCAUCUUCCUAUACACCGAGCUGCCUAUGAGGGGCAUUAUCUUGCACUGAAAUAUCUUAUCCCAGCAACAUCUAAAAAUGCAAUUCGGAAAAGUGGGCUAACACCAAUUCACUCAGCAGCAGAUGGGCAAAGUGCACAGUGUCUAGAGCUGCUCAUUGAAAAUGGUUUCGAUGUCAACACUCCACUUGCUGACCACAUUUCCCAGAGCUAUGACGAUGAGAGGAAGACUGCGCUGUAUUUUGCCGUUUCUAAUAAUGAUGUUCGUUGCACAGAAGUCCUUCUGGCUGCAGGUGCAGACCCAAACUUAGAUCCCCUCAACUGUCUACUUGUGGCAGUGAGGGCCAAUAAUUAUGAAAUUGUCCGACUGCUUCUCUCUCAUGGCGCCAAUGUCAAUUGUUAUUUUAUGCAUGUGAAUGACACUCGUUUCCCCAGUGUCAUUCAGUAUGCCCUAAACGAUGAGGUAAUGCUGAGGCUAUUGCUGAAUAAUGGCUAUCAAGUGGAGAUGUGCUUUGACUGCAUGCAUGGUGACAUCUUUGGAAAUUCAUUUGUGUGGUCAGAGAUAGAGGAAGAGGUGCUGCCAGGAUGGACAUCUUGUGUAAUAAAAGAUAACCCGUUCUGUGAGUUUAUUACAGUUCCUUGGAUGAAGCACUUGGUAGGCAGAGUUACUCGCGUACUAAUAGAUUACAUGGAUUAUGUUCCUCUGUGUGCUAAACUGAAGUCUGCACUAGAAGUACAGAGAGAAUGGCCAGAAAUCCGCCAAAUACUAGAGAAUCCUUGUUCAUUGAAGCAUUUGUGUCGGUUAAAAAUUCGAAGACUUCUGGGUCUCCAGAAACUCUGCCAGCCAGCCUCAAUGGAGAAGCUUCCUCUACCACCAGCUAUUCAAAGAUACAUAUUAUUUAAAGAGUAUGAUCUCUAUGGACAAGAGCUAAAAUUGCCAUAACUUAAUAUUUUAAAAUGUGAUUUUAAAAAAUAUUUUGAAAUGUGAUUCUCUCAGAUAAUUUCUUGUAACUAUUUUACAUCUUUAAUUGUAAAGUGUAUUUAAAUGCAUUGACAGUUUUAUAGUUGUAUCAUGUGUUCUUACGGGAACACCAUGAUUUAUGUCUUUAAAGACAUUAGCAUUUUUUAAAGAUAGUAUUUUGAACUUAGAUUUGUAUCUUUGUUUGCUACAAGUCAUCAAACUCUCCCUAUCAAGUGGCUCCUACAAUAUCCACAUCAAGUCUCUAUGUUUAAAAAACAGAUAACCACUUUCUCAAACCCACAUCUGCCAGUUGCUGGCCGGAUUCUCCUGUCUCUCAAGGUCUUGCUGUGUAAAAGAGCUCCUCCUGCCUGUAAGUUCACAGACUGUGAUCUGGCAUCUACCCCUUCACUGCUUUUCUCAAGGUCCCUGACAAUCUCUUUGUUGCUAAAUUCAGUGAACAUUCUUCAGUCCCUCUUCCAAUUGAUUCCUACAGCAUUCAACAUUGUUGCCUGUUCCUUGCUUGAAAUGUUACCUCUUUCCUUGUUUCUUGCAAAACCUGUUCUCUUGGGUGUCCUCCCACCUCCCUGGACACUCUGUCUCUGGCUUCUUUCUGCCUAGCUCAUCUCUAGCCAAUCUUAGAGUUAUAUAUCUUAAGCCCUCUUCUCUUUGUUCUUUAAGUUAUAUAUCCUAAGCCUUCUUUGCUUUGUUCUCUGGGAAAUUUUAUUCGCAUCCAUGGUCUUAAUCAUUUUGCUGGAGACUACAAAAUUUCUAUCCGAAGCUCAACUCUUUCUCUCAUGUUCUCCCGACCUAUGUAGACAAUUGACCUAGUGAACAUUUGAACACAAAGACACCUCAAAUUCAACAUGUCCCCAGAUGAACU
This is a messenger RNA of Chlorocebus sabaeus (green monkey), 2832 nucleotides long. The record is from RefSeq and is a predicted model, not a curated record. NCBI's taxonomy places the organism in Eukaryota, Metazoa, Chordata, Mammalia, Primates, Cercopithecidae.